Glossina fuscipes is the source of this 1440-nucleotide messenger RNA. It is a transcript of the gene DNaseII, whose product is annotated as plancitoxin-1. NCBI's taxonomy places the organism in Eukaryota, Metazoa, Arthropoda, Insecta, Diptera, Glossinidae. The coding region runs from base 100 to 1206 and encodes 368 amino acids. The record is from RefSeq and is a predicted model, not a curated record. The transcript has 2 exons. Gene Ontology annotation, biological process: apoptotic DNA fragmentation. Gene Ontology annotation, molecular function: deoxyribonuclease II activity.
GAAAUAAUAUUCGCACAGAUCAGUUUGUUUACGUUCAUUAACGAUAACGGACAGUUAUAAGAUUGAUUCUCGCUUCAGUUUUCAUUAGUUGCCAGAAAAAUGCAUUUAUUCUAUUUUCAUAUUUAUCUAUUGGUCGUGCUAUUGCCGAAUUUCAUCGUGUGUGCUUUGUACAAAAAUUUAAAAGUCGCCUGUAAAACGGAACAAGGAUUAAAUGUUGACUGGUAUUAUUUGUAUAAAUUGCCUAAACAUUACACGUCGGAUAAUAGAUCAAAGACAGAAUUGAAAGGAUAUGAUUAUAUGUUUGCGACAAGUGAUGAGCAUGAAAAUUGGCAAUUUUCCGAACACAAGAUUAAUAUGCCAACUUCAAUGCCAGCAAAAACUAUGGUAGAUUUAUUUGAUGAUGCGUCGGUGCUGCUAAUUGCUUAUAAUGAUGAAUAUCCUAAUGGUACUGUUAAAAGUGGGGGUGGUCAUGCAAAAGGUGUCUUGGCCACAGAUGGGGUAACGGGUUUCUGGUUGAUCCAUUCAGUACCCAAAUUUCCAUCCAUACCGUAUUAUUUAUAUCCGGCUACUGGUUCAAUAUAUGGACAAAGCUUUGUGUGCAUAACUUUCUCAGCUUCAGAGGUGGAAAAAAUUGCUAAACAACUUUUAGUAAAUGCGCCAAAUAUUUAUUUUCAACGAGUGCCAUCGAGAUUGACAGGUAAAUUUCCCCUAUUGGAAUCGGUCAUCGAUAAGAAAUGGAAUCGCACAGAGCCUUACUAUAGCGUUCUGGAUAUUAACUCAUUGGAGAAUGUGCAUUUUAAAUCAUUCGCUAAAUCCGCUAAAUAUAAUCAAGAACUAUAUGAAGAUCUAAUGGCCCCUGAACUGGGAAGCAAUUUACUCGUGGAGUCAUGGCGUAACGGCGGCGGUAAUAUUGCCUCGAAUUGCAGCCUGGGACAAAAGGUUUAUAAUAUUCAGGAGAUUAAAGGUGAUCCGAGAUCUUUAGCUUUUCGAUCAUCUCAAGAUCACUCGAAAUGGGCCGUUUCACAGAGUACCGGAUUCAAACUAUUUCAUUGGCGUGUUGGCGGCACAUCGCCCAAUUGGAUAUGCGUGGGUGAUAUUAAUCGGCAACAGGGUCAGCUUAACCGUGGCGGCGGCCAACUAUGUCAAAAAAAUAAAAUCAUUUCCAGACUAUAUAGUUCUUUAAUUAACGAUUUUGAAAGUUGUUAAAUUAUUUAGUUGAUAAGGAAAUCAUUUUUUUUUUUUUUUGUCCUUUAUGAAUACAUUGAAUGAAUUUACUUUAGACGAUAAGCAAAAAAAUGUCAUUGCAACAUUUUUUCUAAUAAGGAUAAUCAUUUAUGUAAUUUUAUCAUAAUUCGUUAUUAAUUCAUUUUUAAUAAUAUAGUUUAAGUUUAUCGUUUUUAAAAACCUAAUUUAUUUUUAAUAAACCAUGAAAUACAUCAA